This is a messenger RNA of Cherax quadricarinatus, 12458 nucleotides long. Its product is annotated as homeotic protein spalt-major-like. Gene Ontology annotation, cellular component: nucleus. Gene Ontology annotation, molecular function: RNA polymerase II cis-regulatory region sequence-specific DNA binding; DNA-binding transcription factor activity, RNA polymerase II-specific. Lineage: Eukaryota; Metazoa; Arthropoda; Malacostraca; Decapoda; Parastacidae. Gene Ontology annotation, biological process: regulation of transcription by RNA polymerase II. The record is from RefSeq and is a predicted model, not a curated record.
UGAUACAGUCAGCAGUGUGAUGGUACAGUCAGUAGUGUGAUGGUACAGUCAUUACUGUGAUGGUACAGUCGGUAGAGUGAUGGUACAGUCGGUAGAGUGAUGGUACAGUCAGUAGAAUGAUGGUACAGUCAGUAGAGUGAUGAUACAGUCAGUAGAGUGAUGGUACAGUCAUUAAUGUGAUGGUACAGUCAGUAGUGUGAUGGUACAGUCAUUAGUGUGAUGGUACAGUCAUUAGUGUGACGGUACAGUCAGUAGUGUGAUGGUACAGUAAGUAAAAUGAUGGUACAGUCAGUAGAGUGAUUGUCCAGUCAGCAGUGUGAUGGUGCAAUCAGUAGAGUGAUGAAACAGUCAGUAGUGUGAUGGUACGGUAGUGUGAUGGUACAGUCAGCAGUGUGAUGGUACAGUCAGCAGUGUGAUGUUACAGUCAGUAGAGUGAUGGUACAGUCAGUAGAAUGAUGGUACAGUCAGUAGAGUGAUGGUACAGUCAGUAGUGUGAUGGUACGGUCAUUAGUGUGAUGGUACAGUCAGUAGUGUGAUGGUACAUUAAGUAGAAUGAUGGUAUAGCCAGUAGAGUGAUGGAACAGUCAGUAGUGUGAUGGUACAGUCAAUAGUGUGAUGGUACAGUCAGCAGAGUGAUGGCACAGUCAGUAGAGUGAUGGAACAGUCAGUAGUGCGAUGGUACAGUCAGUAGAGUGAUGGUACAGUCAGUAGAGUGAUGGUACAGUCAGUAGAGUGAUGGAACAGUCAGUAGUGUGAUAGUACAGUCAGUAGAGUGAUGGUACAGUCAGUAGAGUGAUGGAACAGUCAGUAGUGUGAUGGUACAGUCAGUAGAGUGAUGGUACAGUCAGUAGAGUGAUAGAGUGAUGGAACAGUCAAUAGUGUGAUGGUACAGUCAUUAGUGUGAUGGUACAGUCAGUAGAGUGAUGGUACAGUCAGUAGGGUGAUGGAACAGUCAGUAGUGUGAUGGAACAGUCAGAAGAGCGAUGAUACAGUCAUUAGUGUUUUGGUACAGUCAGUAGAGUGAUGGAACAGUCAGUAGUGUGAUGGAACAGUCAUUAGUGUGAUGGUACAGUCAGUAGAGUGAUGGUACAGUCAGUAGUGUGAUGGUACAGUCAGUAGUGUGAUGGUACAGCCAUUAGUGUGAUGGUACAGUCAUUAGUGUAAUGGUACAGUCAGUAGAGUGAUGGUACUGCCAUUAGCGUGAUGGUGGAGUCAGUAAAGUGAUGUACAAUCAGUAGUGUGAUGGUGCAGCCAGUAGUAAUGGUACAGUCAGUAGUGAUGGUACAGCCAGCAGUGAUGGUACAGUCAGUAGAAUGAUGGUACAGUCAAUAGAGUGAUGGUACAGUCAGUAGUGUGAUGGUACAAUCAGUACUGUGCUGGUGCAGCCAGUAGUAAUGGUACAAUCAGUAGUGUGAUGAUACAGUGUGUGAUGUACAACCAAUAGUGAUAGUACAGUCAGUGAUGUGAGUGUAGAGUCAGUAGUUUGAUUGUACAGUCAUUAGCGUGAUUGAACAGUCAGCAGUGUGGUGUUGGAACAAUCAGUAGUGUGAUGAUGGUACAGUCAGUAGUGUGGUGAUGGUACAGUCUGUAUUGUGGUGAUAGUACAGACAAUAGUGUGGUGAUGGAACAGUCAGUAGUGUCGUGAUGGUACAAUCAGUUUUUUUUGGUGAUAGAGCAAUCAGUAGUGUGAUGGUACGAUAAGUAAUGUAGAGGUGUUACAAUCACUAGUGUGUGGGAUGGAACAAUCAGUAGUGUGAUGAUGGUACAGUCAGUAAUGUGAUGAUGGUACAGUCAGUAAUGUGAUGAUGGUACAGUCAGUAAUGUGAUGGCACAAUCAGUAAUGUGGUGAUGGUACAGUAAGUAGUGUGAUGAUUGUACUGUCAGUAAUGUAGUUUUUGGUACAGUAGUGUGGUUAUGGUACAAUCGGUAAGAUAGUGAUUGUACAACCAGUAGUUUGAUGUUAAUAGUCACUAGUAUAAUGAUGGUACAGUCAGCAGUGUAUUAAUGGUACGGUCAGUAGCGUGAUGAUGGUACAGUCAACAGUGUAGUAAUGGUACAGCCCAGUAGUGUGAUGAUCGUACCAUCAGUCAUUUGUGUGGUGAUGGUACAAUCAGUAGUAAUGGUAGUCAGCAGUGUGAUGGUAUAGCCAGUAGUAACGAUACACUCGGUAGUAAUGUGGCAGUUUGUAGUGUGGUGAUGGUACAGUUAGUAGUGUGAUGGUACAGUCAGUAGUGAUGUCACAAUCAGUACUGUGUAGAUAGCGUGCUCCUUAGGUCGUAAGAUGUGGUGAGGUAUGUGUCGGUCCAGUUGUAGCGUGGGCGGUCCAGACCAUUAUUUAAUGUUCCUGUGAGUAUAGUGGAGAUGAUCCUCUCAGUUGUGAGUAGGAUGAUCCGAUCAAUAGAGUGGUGAGUGGUGAUUCAGUUUAGCCAAGUAUGAACGAUCCACUCAGUUAAUUCACUCAAUAACUGUGGUGAGGGUGAGUGUGGGUUAGCGCAGAUGAGCUGUGGCUUGGCACCUGUUAUCUGUUGCAGCCGUCACAUCGUCAGGAUUUUGGGGUGAGAAUGAAGACUUGGCUGGGUUUAUGAACCUCGGUGGGUUAUUAACCCAGGUUAACCCGAGAAAGUUAAGCAUUGAGGCUUAUUUCCAUUGAGGCUCUUGCGUGCUCUUCCCUAGGCUGCGACCCACGGCAGUCGGCUAACAUCUACUAGGCAUCUGUUUACGGCUAGGUGAACACGGGCAGCAGGUGUAAGGAGACUUGCCCAUACGUCUAGACUUGCCCACUAAUGUUGACAGCAGCGAAGGUCAUCAGCUAACACUGACUCCACCUAGAUACGCCCCGAGAGCUGACGUCCGCCGCAGCUGUACGCCGCAGCUACGCUAAACACCUGCGGGAUUCAGGUGUAGCAGCGUGUUGAGCAGCGAUAUUGUGGUGUCCGCUGGUGUGAUACCUUGAGCGCCAUUUGACUCACUAGUGACAGGGAGCUGUCGCCGGGAGGCUGCGGAGUCGCGCAUGUCACGAGGUGAUCACCGCGCGCCCCGCCCACCUCUCCUGCUCCUCCUUCUCCUAGCGUCUCCCUCCUAAGAAGGCGGAGUCUACUAGCUUCUUCCCGGAUUCUUGGAGCCCGGGAGACGUUUGACAUCACAUAAAAGCAUGGCUUAUAGCAUAAAAAUACCGUGAGGUAUUAUAUAGCAAGCAACAUACGCUAUAUUAAUAAUACCGUAGUUGGGGUUGGUAUGAUAUGUAUAGAGGAGCUCCGCCCCUGUGGUAGGCUCCGCCCCGCGGCAAGCGGUGCUCCGCCCCGCAGCAGCGUGAGUGCGGCGCGGCGGUGGCUGUAAGCUGGCCCGGGGGCGCUCAGAGCAGUGGGGACCCUGGCUGCGUGUGGUGGUCCUCUCCUCAUCAGCGUCUCCAGCGCAAGUGUAGCGCCGCGGAUGAUACCUGCGACACCCUACUCGCUGCGAGACCUGCCGGACAUGUGCUCGACAGUGCCGACCCGUGUUGUGCAUGCGGUGACGGGAGAAAGUGCUAGUACACGGUGACGUUUGUGUGUGUCAGACUAGUGAGGCGGAGCCAGAACGGCUCUCCAAGUGUACUUUGCAGACCCUCGCGGCGAGACUUGUAAAAGUGGUGAGGGCUAGUGUACCGUUGGGAGGCCGAGGCCGAACACCCCAGGAAUUGUGUAGCGAGGAUGAGGCGGACGACCCCGUCAAUGCCUCCGGCUUGAGUGUGGCAUCUUAAGGAGGAUGCCAAGCUCUGAAGGAGAGGUGACGACGGCGGCUAACGAAGCGGAAGACCAGCUGGAGACGGGCACUAAACUAGAGUCUGAGAGGAUGGCGCAGGUGGUGCCGGAGGUGGUCAUCGGCAGGUCACCAGCUAGGAUCAACCCCAAGCGCAAACCUGACAAGUCUAAAAUAUUCAGAAUAAGAACAAGCGAAGCUGACGAGACGCACAUCUGUCCAUACUGCCGGGCGGAGCUCUUGUCUCGGGAGCAGUUGGAGGAGCAUCGGGUAACUUGUGGUCGGGAGCCGGCGGUUCUGGCGGUGCCCGACACUCCGCGACCCCACCAUCCCGACUCCGACCACCCGGACGAGCUCCGCCGACACCAGGACGUCGCUAACAACAACCAGGCGCACAUCCUGAAGGCCAGGACAGCUCACGAAGCCACGCCAGAAUCCCGCGAGUCCUCUGUUGACCGCAACAAUGGCUACGACAGCGAUAGCAAUCCCGCGGAGUGCGGUCCAUUGGCGCAGAUUAGACAUCUCUUGGCACAGUCGGCCGCACCUCCGCAGGUAGGACCUAUUGCGCAGCAGUUAGCUCAGUCCAACCUGGCGUUGGAAGCUAUACAAAACACUAGGAUGGCGCUUGCUCAGUUUGCAAGCUCUGCCCUGAACUCCUCGAGUCCCAGCAACCCUCAGACUAUGCAAGAGUUCGCUUUGCUCCAGGGAACUCUUUACACAUUGCAACACCAACAAAUGAUGCAGCUUCAACUUAUCCAACAACUUCAGGCACAACUCUCAAUUAAGAAUAAAGAGGGGAGCCCUGGAUUACCCAAUUUUUCAGAUAGUGAAUCAAAGGGUGCUAGUGAGACCCAAGAACGCCAGGAGCCUCCAUCCCCGCCCACACCCACAUCCAGAUCCUCAGUACCACCAACAAGUGAAGGUAGCCAGAACGUCAGCAGCUCCUUUAUUAGCACACUUAUGGAAAGGUUCAAGGUUCCACCAACUAGCGAAAACAAUAGUGAACGUCCGCCAGGAAGCUCGCCCCUAUGUACUGCAAGCACCAGUGGUCCACCUUUAGAUCCAAGGGACAGACCUAUUUCCCCACCUAUGACAGCGUCUAGCAUCGCCUCCUCCGUUAUUCAACAUACUGAUCCGCCGCCUCCUGACGAGCCUAACACUCUUGAGAUGCUGCAGCGUACAGCCAAUAGUGUCCUCAACAGUGCCUCCCAAGGGCUACUAACCAAUCGUCUCAUUGAUGACCACAAGCCAAGCGAUGGUAAAGAUCCUUACUACAAGCAUCGAUGCAGGUACUGUGGCAAGGUCUUUGGCAGUGAUUCAGCUCUCCAAAUCCAUAUCAGAUCCCACACUGGAGAACGCCCUUUCAAGUGUAACAUCUGCGGUAACAGGUUUACAACGAAGGGGAACCUUAAAGUGCAUUUCCAGCGACACGCGAGUCGGUUCCCUCAUGUCAAAAUGAAUCCACAUCCAGUUCCCGAGCAUCUGGACAAAUUCCAUCCACCACUAUUAGCCCAACUGGGAGAACUAAAGGACUAUCCUUCACCUCCGACUGGACCUCCAAAUCCUUUCACCUCCUUACCAGGAGGUCCCUCUCUACCUCCAUACCGGUUACCAGGUCCUCCUUCCCUAGACCUACACAGACCUUUUAAUCUUCUCAACCUAGCUAGACAAAGUAGAGAAGAUGAGCCAGAGAACCUGAGCAUCUCAGAACCUCGGUCGUCGCCGGCGCCAGUCCAGCGAGAUUUCAGUUCAGAGAAAAUGGAAUCUGCCACAAUGGACUUGGCUGAGUCCUUGCGACUUCCAAAGUUUGAAGAGAAAAUAGAGAAGGAUGAUACCGCAGAACUAAAUGAUAUAGACGAAAUAUCAGAGGAAAGGGAGGCCGCUGAAGCGAGGUUCAGCAGUGAAAAACGGUUCGAUGACCAUCAGGGAUUCGAUGGUGAGAAAUCAUUUGAAACUGAGAAAAGAUUCGAUAGCGAUACAACUUUUGACAACGAAAAGCGAUUCGAAGAUGAAAAGAGAUUUGAGAGUGAAAAACGUUUUGAGAGUGAAAAAGUUUUUGACAGUGAAAAAGGUUUUGACACUGAAAGUAGAUAUAAUGACGAGAAAAUAUUUGAUGAAGAUAAAAAAUUUAACGAAGAGAAUAGGUUCGAUGACGAUAACACAUUUGAAAGUGAAAAUAAAUACGAUAGCGAAAAUAAGUAUGAGAAGGAGAACAGACUUGAGAAUGAGCGGGAGCCAUCUAAAGAGAGGUUCAUCGACUCCCAGGAGAUGAGGAACUUGAUGGACAGAAGAAGCAGUGAGCGUGAAUUGAACCCCGACCAAGCGCCAUUAGACAUCCGAGUUCGUACAGAAAGAGAACUCAAGGACACCAGCGAGGGAAACAGCAUUACCAAAGACGAGCCAGAUAUGGACAGUAGUGAUUCACGAUCCCUUACUUCGGACCAGCCAACGGACCUCAGGAUGCGACCAGAAUUUCGUCCUAUUGGGAUGCCAACUAUUCCUUUCUCAGGUCCAAGGCUUCCUCUUAACUUUCCCUUUCUUCCUGGAAUUCCUACCUCAUUCCCUGGACCAAUGGGCCCUCCUCCAGCCAUUAAUAUUCCCCCGGGCAUAGACCCUGCCAAAGAUCCUCAUAUUUACACUAACCUCUUACCGAAGCCCGGCAGUACAGACAACUCAUGGGAAGCCCUCAUUGAGGUCCAGAAAACCAGUGAAACCAUGAAAUUAGAACAGCUAGUGAAUAAUAUUGAAAAUAAACUAACAGACCCAAAUCAGUGUGUCAUUUGCCACCGAGUUCUCUCCUGCAAGUCUGCCUUGCAGAUGCACUACCGAACACACACCGGAGAAAGACCGUUCAAAUGUAAAAUAUGUGGUCGAGCCUUUACUACUAAGGGUAAUCUUAAGACACACAUGGGCGUUCAUCGUGCCAAACCACCCAUGAGAAUGUUACAUCAGUGUCCUGUGUGUCACAAGAAAUACACGAACGCUUUAGUCCUGCAGCAACAUAUCAGACAGCACACGGGAGAGCCUACAGACCUCAGUCCCGAGCAGAUCGCUGCAGCCGAAGUCCGAGAUUAUCCACACCUCCACAAUCCUGGGUCACUGCCGCAGCUGAUGCCCUCAGGCUUCCCGCUACCCCCUCCUCCCCUUCAAGGGUUUCCUCCGCUCCCUCUGCACCUGAGAUACCAGCUCUCCCCUGAAGCACUCAGGCACCGGGAGAUGGUAGAAAAUGAAGAGCGUAAUACAGAAGAGGAGAAAUACCUUCGUCCCUUCAGUACUUCUUCGAGGUCCUCGUCAACAGGUAGUGCUGAACAGCGAACAGCAGAAGACCUGACUGUACGAUCACGAGAAGACAGCUUCAACGGCAUGACAUCUCCCAGAGCCUCUGUGUCCCCCACGCCCUCUGACUACUCAGACCUGGGAGAGAGAUCUCACGACGCCACCGCUGGCGACAGUCAGAUUUCACCCACAGAUCAGAUUUGCGGCUCCGUCAGCCCGGCGGUCAGUACAGGAAGUCAAGAGGGAGGAGCGUCCCUGCCGCUAGACUUGGCGGCACGCCCCCAGCCACACCUGUACUCACCUUUUGGGCUCUUCCCGCCUCCGUUGACGACGGCGGUCAUGACGCCAGGAACACAUAGCAUGCCAGGCCUCAACCCGCUCUACCUGCCCAGCAUGCCAGGUCGCGGAAAAACUUUUCACAUCUGCUUCAAGACGUUUGCUUGUCAGCAGGUUGGAAAAAACCCCAUUCGCUUCUAUAAGGAACGACCCUUCAAGUGCAAUAUCUGUGACCGCGGUUUCUCCACUAAGGGGAACAUGAAGCAGCACAUGCUGACCCACAAGAUCCGGGACGGGUGCCGUGACUCUCUUCAGGACUCCUGUAAACCCAAUGGCACUGGUGCCACUUCUACAGACCUGUCUUCAACCUCCCCCUCACUCUCCUCUCCUCUACCGCCAACACUCACCUCUCCUCUACCGCCAACACUCACCUCUCCUCUCCCCUCGGCGUUGGCCUCUCCCCUCCCCGCCACAGUUGCCUCCCCACUACCCCCCUCCCUACCUCCGGCCGCAGUGGCCGCCGCACUCCUCCACCAGGCCAGGGAAGAGGAGAAGGCGGUCGACUCAAGACUGAAGAGAGAACGCGAGGGAGAGAACACUUUACCAGUGCCUAAGCGAGCCUCAGGUGCUGGUGGUGAGGGCGAGGUACUAGAGGGCGGGUCCCCGGCAGAACUCCAGCAGCAAUUGACUCCUGACGCCGUGCCCUGCCCCUCCCCCGCUCCUGAGGUCAUGCCACUACCACGGACGUGAUCCAUGCCACUCUUGUAUGGCAGAGGUGGGCCGGGCGCAGUAGUUCGUCUGCCGCCGACGUGGCCCCCUUGGCUCUACAAGUGACCCUCAUACCCCCGACGCCCCCUCUCAAGAAAUCCCUCCCACCUCCAACGCUCCCCGCGUGCACCUCGUUUCCUAAUGCCCUCUCACUCAUUUCCGCAGGCACCUCGAGUCUUGUUCAACAUACCUCUUCUCCCUCCCUCUCCCAGAGCUACCCAUCCUUCUUAGAUCUCCUCCUCCCUCAUCCCAAGGCUAACCCAGCAUACUUCACGAGUCUAGCCAGAGUGCUGCAUAUGGAGGACCAUCUGCAGAUUCCUGGGGUGUUACCUGUCAUACUCUUGGAGAUCCACCUGAAACACAUCUUGCGUGGAGCCAGCCAAGCCACCUGCCACCUGCUAUGCCCCUCAGUUUAACGUACGUCUGAAGUCCAAACUGGCAAACUCCUGGAAUGCCAUUUAUAGUACUCUUACAGUGCCACUUUCAGUACUGGAGUGCUACUUUCAGUACUCGAGUGCCACUUUCAGUACUCAAGUGACAUUUUCAGUACUCCUGAAGCACUACCAUCUGGAGUAGUAGCUACCACUUCCAACGCUUCAUCCACUACAGACCUACAGCAGCUCAUCUUAUAACUGAGUGAUCUAGUGAAGACGUAACACGGUAGUGCAUCUCCUGCGUAACCCACAUACUAUGAGACAGACUGACAUAGUUAUAGUCCUGUGAAUGUGGUGCCGCACAAUGGGCUGCUCAAGCCCUCAUAAAUUAUAAUAACUGAAUUGUUGGCAUUGAUGGCUUGGAGCAAUUUGGCUACGACCAAAGGUAAACCAGUGACUAUGGUAUUGUGAUUAUUGUGUAAUACCUACGUGUAAUAGAUCAGAAACUGCCAAGAUCUUCCUGUACAGAGUAUAAAAAUAGGAGAGACACUGAACAUGUUGUCAGCAAGAAGCUGUGAGAUUUCUUGGGCUGGGACUCCGGUCGGUGUCUCCCGCAUGGACCCUCUUGUCGCCAGAGAGCUGCGGGUAAUCCUCAUCAGGCGACCUGUUGACUUGUACACAAGUUAGUUUUGUUGAUAACUGUGAAUGGUGUCGUACAUAGGAAAGAUAUUCUUGUAUGAUGUAUAAAGAUCUCAUUUCCAUGCUGUUAUAGACUCAUUAUUUAAAUGUUCAUGUUAAUUUAUCAUUAUAAUUAUGUAUCAAAUGAUUUUUUUAAUGUCCAUUGAGUGCAAAAAAUUGGAUUUGAAAGUCAGUACCCAGCACAUCAGCCCAGCAAAUGCUUGUGACAUUUUGUACCAAUCCCUUGUACAUCCACUGUAGUUCCUCGCCAGUCUAGUCUUACAGUCUUACUUAGUUAAUCCCUGGCUUGUUCCGAUGCACCACUCCCAGUUCCCCAUUGGUGGGUAACCACCUCACGAUGACUCUUACCUCAACACUUCUAACCUUUCAUGAACCCGACAGAAUAGAUGAAUAAAAGUCUCGGAUGAACCAAGUUAGACUGUGCUGGGUAGCAAAUGUCACAAAUGUUUGAGCAAUGCCUGUGGCACCAAAGUAGUGAAGGGUGACCGUAGUGAUGCUGAACUCCUCCUCACCCUGGACACUGUACCUCUGCUGGUGCCACAAGUAGCCAAGCUAUUAAUUAAGGGCCUUCCGUUGAGUAAUGUUUUAAGGCCGCUUGGUAAGUUGUUUUUUCCUAUUGUGAUGUAAUGCAAUAUAUUGGGAAUGGGCAUUUAGACAAAACAUGAUAUUCUCUGUGAUAAUAUAGUCGAGUUGCUUACACUGGGUUAGAUUUCCGUUGUAGUAUGAAGUGGUUGGAAAUGUAGAAUUGGUUUCUUGAUAUGAACUAAGGAAAAGCAGAGGACAGGCUUGUAUCGCCAUCAGGGCCUGCCAAGCAGUCAGUCAGUCAUGCACGCCUCCCUGAAGCUAGUCGGUAAAACUGCGGAAAUGUAAUUAUUGGAAGAUGAAGCUCACAUUAUGAUAGUUGACACAUGAACCGGUGUCCCCAGAUCCCUGCCAACCCCCCCUCCCCCCAUCCUUCUGCUGUAAAGUGCUGUUGGCCAGUGAGUAGGGAGGACUGGUCGCUGCUGUAUUGCACAGUAGAGAUGUACUACUGCUGUAAAUUGUGCAGCCGGAUCAAACACUACAGUGCAUUACAAAUAUGCUGUGGCUCAGCAAGCUGCAGAGAGAUACUGCUACUAGCUUUCCCAUUGGUCAUGAAUGUUUAAGCGCAAUUAUAAUAUGCUGGAAUGUUUCUUCCUCUCUGGAACCCUCCUUUUUUUGGUUAUGUGUGUGUUUUGGAGAUAUUCCAAUAUCGUGUAUCACAACAUAACUUAUGGAUUCAGGUUUGCCUCACGACAUAUCUUGGCGAGGGGCGUCAGAAGCUUGAUAUGUAUAUUCUGCUGGAGUCGUUGCUCUCGACACCCUUGCCUUCACCUUACCAGUGAACGAGGACCUGGUCAUAGCUCGCCUCUUAAGGACCCAAGGACGCAUUCAUUACCACCAUAACACAAGAUCGGGGUAGAGGAUUCGAGUCCCUGCAGGACUCGUGUGGGCUCGAGUUCUUAGACCGGCUUUCCUUCCUCAGUCAAGGGCUUGAGUCCCUCUAAGACCACUGUGAACUCAAGAGUUUCUAGACUUGGCUUCAUAUCCAGGUCAAGGGCUCGAGUCUCUGUAGUAUUUCCUUGGACUCAGAGUUCCUAGACAGGGCUUCCUUCUCCGAUCGAGGGCUAGAGAUCCUGUAGGACUCGUCUGGACUUAAGGACAUGCAUUACAUUCUACACACACUCAAUUCAGUUGCUACUGGUCGUAUCAACAGCCUGCAGAUGCAUGAGUGAUGGUAUCACCACAAAAUGGCAAACACUGAUAACAUCACAAAAUAUUACUUCAUAGUUUCCACUAGAGCUGUCAUCAGUGCUAACACCAGGUGUAGAACACCUCAACAGCACCAACACCAGGCAUAGAACACCUCAACAGCACCAACACCAGGUGUAGAACACCUCAACAGCACCAACACCAAUAAAACAUCACAACAGCACUAACAACACAUCAAAACACCUCGUCAGUUCUAACAUCAACAGAACAUAACUACACCUCACCAGCAUCAAUAACACCAGCAGAAUAUCCCAACAAUACAGUAGAACACCUCACCAGCGCCAACAACACUAGCAGAACACCUCAACUUACCUCAGCAGCUCCUCUUCCUGCGAGCUGCAGCACCAGUUGAGUCUUCUCGCUGCUCACCCUCGCAACCCAAGUAAACAUUGAAAUCCAGUUUUUGUACGAUUUUAAUGGAUUUUUAGACACUUAGUUUUCUCGCUUUUCUAUGAAGUAAAAAUGUAUGUAGUGUCUCUGUAAAAAUGAUGUUUAGAUAAAGGCAAAUAUAUUAUUUGAUGAGUUGUAGAUGAAAUUUGACACUUUCACAUAUGGAGAAGCAAAGUUUUGUAUAGCUUUAUAGUACGACCAUGCAUGUACCCUAAAUAUUUAUCAUAUCAGAUCUUUACUUAUGUGUGUAUGAGUGGAAUAGAUGCUGUCAGAGGGUUCAAGGGGAUCAGGUUAAGGCUAGAUUUAAGGAUCAGCUGUAAUUAUAGACGGCUUACAAAUUGUCCUACCAUUUUUGUGUUGACCUCGCGGAAACUCAUCCCGCGGCUGAGCCAUGACACAAGACUCAUCAAGACCGCCACUUGGUCCUUGUUAUAUUGUAUCUAUCUUCCAGGGCGCGGCUCAGUGACGCCCCCUGGGUGUAUGUCUGUGAUACGGCCGAGCUGACCGCGCCAAGGUGAAGUCAUUCCAGUGCCAUGCUCAGCAAACCUGGCCUCAAGAUAAAUUGUUUAAGUUUACCCUGCACCAGUUCAGAGAAAAUGGGCACUACUCUCACAUUUCGGCUAGGAAAUUUCUUAAUAGAGUGCGAUUUGAUGCUUUCUAUAUUGAUUGAGUUGUGAUGUGUCGGUCAUCUAGCCUGGAUAUACUCCCACACCUUCCCUGUGUUACUAGUACUGGACCUGUAGGAUAAUAAUGUUAUUUUGAUAUUUGUGUGCGCACCUGAUUCGCUAACUGCGUGUCUCCGCCCAGGAACCCAGGAGAAGCUAUUUUUGUACUAUUCUAUGAUAGCAGUUCCCGAGCGCAGACCUGCCAACCAACUCUCCUACAAACGUGACGGAGUGUGCGACGGCCCUAGUUGUAAAGCCAGUUUGUCAGCAGCAUCCUUCUUAAUUAAAACAGUACCAUUGUAACCUGUCUUUCAAUAUUUACCUUUUAGCCUGGUCCCUCCCCCCUGCUCUCAAGCACAGUUGAGCCCCUCUUCUGCCUUGCUAGUAAAGUGAUCACUACCAGCACAAGAGUGUCACCUCGCAGUAUAUUAACAAAACUGUUUCUAUCGCUUUUCAGUUUUAAAAGACCGAUGUUUACAUUAGU